Hemiscyllium ocellatum (epaulette shark) is the source of this 3858-nucleotide messenger RNA. Its product is annotated as transient receptor potential cation channel subfamily V member 6-like. Gene Ontology annotation, biological process: calcium ion import across plasma membrane. The record is from RefSeq and is a predicted model, not a curated record. Lineage: Eukaryota; Metazoa; Chordata; Chondrichthyes; Orectolobiformes; Hemiscylliidae. Gene Ontology annotation, molecular function: protein binding; calcium channel activity. The transcript has 16 exons. Gene Ontology annotation, cellular component: membrane. The coding region runs from base 137 to 2077 and encodes 646 amino acids.
UCGCAGAUAGUCUGUCCUCUAAGAACUAGUGUCAAAGCCACAUUGUGCUGUGAGACCUAUCGCCGAAAUGAUCAAAAAGAGAGUGUAAGGAUUUCACUGUGACCUCGAACUGUCCAAAUUAUUUGACAAAGUCCACAUGCAUGUCACAAUGGAUAUGAAUGACACAACAAGACAUGGCAGUGAGUUUUUUAAAGCAGCUCACACAAAUGAUACCAUCAGUAUGAAAGCCUUAUUGACAAGUGAAGACUUUGACCCUUACGUUCGAGGGAAUUUAGAAGAAACAAUAUUGCAUUCAGCUUUGUUCAAUGGCAAUAAGGAAAUUGCAGAGUUAAUUCUGGAUAGGAUCCCAUCGCUCAUCAAUGAACCCAUGACAUCUGACAUGUACAAAGGUGAGACCCCCAUGCAUAUUGCCGUCCUGAAACAAGACGUGGAAAUGGUUAAGGAACUGUUGAACCGAGGUGCGGAUGUGGUAAAUGCACGUGCAACCGGUUCCUGCUUUGUCCCCGGAGAGGAAUGUCAGUGUUAUUAUGGUGAAUAUUUGUUGUCAUUUGCAGCAUGUAUUGGCAAUGAAGAAAUUGUCAGAACUCUUAUCAAGCAUAGUGCGCCCUUAGAGGCACAGGAUUCCUUAGGUAAUACAGUACUUCAUGUGUUGGUUACACAAUCAGAAAAAAAACAGAAGUAUUCCAUGUAUGAUCUCAUCACAUCGCUAGUGUCUGAGAAACAACAGCCAAGUCUUGAGAACAUUGUGAAUAAUGAUGGCUACACUCCAUUAAAGCUUGCAGCAGCUGAGGGAGAUUUGGAGAUGUUCAACUUUUUGGUGCAGAAACAAAAGAAAAUAUAUUGGACAAUGGGGACAAUUUCUUACUGUGUCUAUGAUCUCACCAACAUUGAUACAUGGGGUGACCAAAAAUCAGUUCUGGAUAUCAUAACAACAAGCAGGAAUAGAGAGGUUCAUAAACUCAUUGAUGCUAAACCAGUGAAGGAAUUAUUGCAUCAGAAGUGGAUUUCAUUUGCAUACAAGUAUUUUCUAAUGUGGAUGUUUUCCUAUAGUAUGUACAUUACAAUAUUCACCAUCUCAAGCUUGUACCGGCCCUUGAAACCAGUUCCACCUGGCCAAUUUGGUGACUACAUUGUUAAAACUCAAAAGACUCUCGCAGAAUCCUAUCAAACAAAGGAAGACUACUUGAGACUCCUGGGUGAGCUAAUAACUAUCGUAGGAGCACUGGUAAUACUCAUCAGUGAGAUACUGUAUUUAUACAAAAUUGGUCCAAAAAAUUACUUUGGAAAUACAUCAAUUGGAGGACCUUUCCCACUACUACUGGUCUGUUACUCCCUUUUAAUUGCUGUGGCAGUCAUUAUGAGAAUCCAUGCUGAUGCUGGAGAAGCAGUUCCAAUCUCCUUUGCUUUGAUCAUCGGGUGGUGCAACACCAUCUAUUUUGCCAGAGGUUUUAAAACAUUUGGAAAAUUUUCUAUUAUAAUACAAAAGCUAAUAUUUGGAGAUUUUAUGCAUUGGUGCUGUCUUGUAUUUAUCUGUAUCAUUGGAUUUACCUUUGCAUUUUACCUUAUGUUUCAGACUCUGAAUUUGGCAGAUUAUCCGUAUUUUAGGGAUUUUUCAAUGACAUUGCGCACCACAUUUGAGUUGAUGAUGGGAUUGAUGGAUAUUCCUCUUCCUUAUAAUAAGCCGACUCCCAACAAUAUCUAUAUUGCUUAUGUCAUGUAUAUGCUGUUUGUAUAUCUCCUGCUAUUAAAUUUGUUGAUUGCAAUGAUGGAUGACACAUACUGGAGAAUUGCACCAGAGACAGAGGAGCUAUGGAAAGUGCAGAUUGCAGCCACCAUACUGCUUCUAGAGCAACGAAUGCCAUCAUUUCUGAAGAUCCGCUCAGGAGUUCCAGGAAGAUCUCUAGGUUUUGAUGAUGACAAGUGGUAUAUUGGGGUUGAGGAGAUUCUUCCUGAGACAGAAGGAGGAGCUGGAAUGAGCACACAGAGAUAUUCACAAAACAUAAGAUGGGACGUGGUUAGAAGAAAUCUUGGAAAAAUCAUAAACAUGAAAGAUUCUUCUGAAUCUACCAUUUUAUAGGAAACAAUAGUGAAUUAACAAUCUGUUUCUUAAAUGAACUAUGUUUAAUUAAAAUUGCUAAAUUUUUGAUGUUAGUUAUUUCCCAUAUAGAGGCUGAAAAAAAUCGAAAGCAGUUAUUUCCCCUAAAAAUAUUAUGUAGCUCCUAUACUAUGAAUAACCUUAGUGGAGUUAUUUUUCACAUUUUAUUGUUCAAAUAUAAGGCCUGUUUUCCUGAAAAUACGAAACUUUUUUAGCAAGCAAUAUGUUGGAACCUUUGGUCCAGAAGACUCCAUGCAGUUGGACCUCAAAACUGGAAGUGACCAUUUACUUUGUUUUAGCAUGAAGUUAUUUUACACAGGAAGUGUUCUGAACAUCUGGACAAGUAAGCCAUUAGAUAACUGGAAUCUACACAGAAAUGAUCAGAUGGCUGUAAAGAAAGUUUUUAUUAUAAUAUUAAGUAGUCUCUUGGGAAAUCUAGAUCAAAAGAAGCAAAAGAGAUAAGUUAAACUAGGAAAUAGCGAUUUCAAGUUGGACUUCCAUGGAAUCUCAAUAAUUUCCAAAGACAGACGGAACCGAUUUCAGUAUGCCAACCCCUAUUCCCAGUGCACUCAAUUUAUGUCAAAAUUGUAUGAAGGUGUGGGUUAUUGUAGAUUGCAAAUCAGUACCUCCAUCCUGCCUGGCUCCACUUAAGAGUCCUAGUCCUCCACAGGCCAGGUUUUCAAGGAGUUCUGAAUCACUGAACCUUCAAAAUAUUGUGAACCAUAGUCUGGAUAUUGAAACCUUUCGAAAGGUAAGUUCAAAUGUUCUCACCUAUACCCACCACACCCCCUCCCAAUCCCAAUGUAUGCCCCUUCAUCCACUCAUCAUAAUCCCUCAGUAGCCCCCCCCCGGGUCUACCUAUACCCCCUUAUUCUUAUGUCCAUUGCCCUUCAUAAACUCCAGUCCAAAUUGUGACCAAGCCCCCAAUUGCCAUAUACAUUCUAUGCAGAGCUAUUAGUAAUAAUGUCAUGCAUGAAAAAAGAUCUUUAAAAUAUUAGUCAUUAAUACAUUACUAUCUGGAAAUACUGUUUUUACCACUGGUUAUAAAGAUGCCAAUCACUCAGAUUUUCAAAGUAUAAUGUGUGUGGUGGCAAUCAAAUGGGUUGCUUUGAGCUAGACGGUGUCAAGCAUUUUUUAGUGCAUUUGGAGCUGUACUCCUCCAGGCUAGUGGAGAAUAUUUCAUCACACUCCUUAUAGAUUAUAGGCUGUAUGAAUAUGUUAUUGCAAAAUUUUCAGCCUUUAACCUGCUCUUGUCACCAUACUUUGUCAAAGGCUGUUAAAGUUAAGUUUGUGGUCAAUGGUAAGGCUCCUGUGAGGUUGAUAAUCGGUAUUCAGAGUUAGUAAUGCCAUUCAAUAUUAAGGGAGAUGGUUAGAUUCGUUGCUUAGCACUUUUGUGGUGUUAAUAUUACUUGUCACUUAUCAUAUGAAGCCUGAAUGUUGUCUACGUCAAUUGGCAAAAAGGUGACUGUUAUCCAUUCAUAGCUGUGCAGCAGAGCAAUGCUAUUAUGAAUACCAAAUAUCAUAUUUUGCUUUUGGGAAAGAAGUUUUGUGCCCUUUUCAUUACUAUUACAAUCAACAAACAAAAUUAGAUAAAUGUAAUUUUGUUGUGGAAAUGUUUCUUUAAUUUAAAUGAUAUUAAUCAUUAUGGAUCAAAAUAUGGACAUAGUAUGGCACAUCAUUUAUUCUCUUGUACUGCAGUAAAUUUCAGAGUAUCUGUUGUUAGCAAGGUAAGUUUAAGCUUGCUGUGUCAAGUAAUGGACUAU